AUGUCGCUGCUCGCAGAUGACCUAGAACUACAACCAUAUACCGAUGAGCCAGACCUACCGCUCGCCAUGGCCUCACCGACAACAUUGACAACACCGCUACCCCGGCUAAAGUGGCUCGACGGCGCCCGGACCAGCCGGAAGUGGUUCUCGGAGCGUUUCACAGACCGACUGAGGACGCUCCUGCGCCCGCGCUUCACCUGGAGAUACAUCCUGUGCUCCACGAUAGGCCUCUACAUAGUCUGGUGCUUCGUCCGGGGCCAGCCGCUCCUCUCGUCCCGCCUGCCGGCCUACUCGGGCCGCUACGAAGUCGGCACCCUCGACCUCGAGAUCCCGCUCGAGACGCCCGUCCGCAUCUCCGACACGCUGCUCAAGUCGUCGGGUGAGCCCGCCUUCGAGGUCGAGACCGUUCUCUUCACGCUCUACUACCCGGCGCUACGGGGCAGCAGGUCCGACAAGCCGAAACACCUCUGGGCGCCGCGGCCCCUCAGCCUGACGGCCGAGGGCUACGCCCGCAUCGCGCGCGUCAACAACUUCCUCAUCCGGCCCGUCUUCACCUUCGCGCUGUGGCUCAUAGUGGGCAGCAUCGAGAUCCCGGCCCAGGUCGACGUCCCGCUGCACCACGGCGGCGGCGGCGGAGAAAAGCUGCCGGUGAUGGUCUUCUCCCACGGCAUGGCCAGCUCCCGCACCGACUACACGCACUACCUGGGCGAGAUGGCCAGCCGGGGCCACGUCGUCGCCGCCGUCGAGCACCGCGACGGCAGCAGCCCGGGCUCCCUCGUCUGCGUCGCCGGCAAGCAGGACCGCCGCGUCGUCCUCUUUCAAGAGUCGGACCUCGUGUCCGACCCGCCCAUGGACACGCCCCGCAUCAAGCGCGAGCAGCUCGCCUUCCGCGACGCCGAGAUCCUCGAGACCAUCCGCGUCCUGCGCGCCAUCCACGACGGCCGCGGCCACAACGUCUCGGCGCUCAGCUCGCGCGGCGAAGGGCGCGACACGCUGCACCGCUGGACCGGCCGCCUCGACUUCGACCGCCUUACCAUCGGCGGCCACUCGUACGGCGCCACGGGCGCCCUGCAGGCGCUCAGGAGCCGCGCCGGCGGCGGCCGUGGCGGCAAGCUGCAGCUGCAGCCGGGGAACGGGGGGGACCAGAGCAUCAGCCCGGCGGCCGUGGCGGCCGCGGCGCUCGCGGUCGGCGGCAUCAUCCUCGACCCGGGCAAGGAGAGCGGCCCGCUCAACGCCGAGAUCGACGUGCCCAUCCUCGUCGUGCACUCCAACACGUGGUCGCGCGCCCGCAGCCUCUUCUUCGGCCGUCCCCACUUCGACACGGUCAAGGAGCUCGUGCGCGGCACGCUCGACCGCGUCGGCGCCAGCUGGUUCGUCACGAGCAUCGGCACGUCGCACCCGAGCGUCACCGACGCACCCCUGCUGCAGCCGCUGCUGCUGAGCUGGACUACCGGGGCGACGGUGGACGUCAAGGAGGGGCUCAAGGAGUACGUGCGCAUCGCCAUGGAUUUCCACAAUUUCUUGCACAAGGGCAACGCCACGGGUGUGCUGGCGGAGAAGGCGACGCACGACGAGUAUGGGGAGUGGGUGAGCGAGGAGAGGAAGGAAGAGUUUCCCAAAUCUGUGGCCAAGUUCUGGGAGAUUCACGUGAGUCCUGAGGACUCUGUCGAGGAUUGA
Messenger RNA from Thyridium curvatum, 1677 nucleotides. RefSeq lists its product as uncharacterized. Bases 1 to 1677 code for a protein of 558 amino acids. Gene Ontology annotation, molecular function: 1-alkyl-2-acetylglycerophosphocholine esterase activity. The record is from RefSeq and is a predicted model, not a curated record. The transcript has a single exon. Lineage: Eukaryota; Fungi; Ascomycota; Sordariomycetes; Thyridiales; Thyridiaceae.